CAGUCGCGGUCGAGUCAGUAUACGUAAUUCAUGGCGAUGAUCUAGUUCAAGUCGAUAGAGAAAGUGUACUUGGGGAACUGCGGGUUUUAUCGAUGGUCAUUGACAGAUGGGGGUAAGGCAAUAUUUGAAAUGAUGCCAGAACCUUAGAGCUGAACCCGCUGAGAAAUGGAUACAGAACAGCUGAUAAGUUUCUCGGAUGAUGAGAUCGAAGGUGGAAAUGAAGGGGGUUCAGAGUUGCCGAAACCCCUCCGAGGUCCCUCCCUGGAUGAGGCAGCUGGAUGGGGGUUGGACCUGCGCGUCUCACACGAGGACAACGUGGACAUCGGAGUGGACUUCCGAGAACAGACGUCUCUACCACCCAAUGCUCGCCUGGACACACUCAAGGAACACGUGUGGAGAUCGAGUACAGAUACAGCAUCUGAACUGGAAGCCACGGAGAGAAAACUUGUAAAUGCUGAUGAGGAAGGUCACCAUUUUGACCCCAGCGUUCAUCAUACUGAUGUUGUCAUUGUUGAUGAAGUCACUGGCAUCCAAACACGACAUGGAGUGUCUGAGAACCAGCGUCCAGGGAGUAUCAACACAAAGCAAGACAACCCAUGUCCGCCAUCUGUCCAGGAUGAAAGUAGUUCCUGGCGACCCCCAGUCCCACCAGAUCCAGUGUUGACUGGCAUCGCUCCACUUUGUCGGAAGGGAAGAAGUAUCACGUUUUCUUCUCCUAUGAAUUAGCUGAUCGAGACUGGGUCGACAUGGUCAGGCAGAAAUUGGAGGCCCCGGAAUUCGGAUUCAGGUGCAGCGUCCACGAACGAGACUUCCAUGGUGGCAAGGGCGUCAUUGAGAACAUCACUGAGCACAUCCGUAUUUCUGAGAAGACUGUGAUGGUGCUGACGCCUGACUUCACUCAGAGCCGCUGGUGUAUGUUUGAGGUUGAGCUGGGGAUGAUCCUGAGCCUGGAAGAGCGUCAACUCCUGGUAAUCCCAGUGCUGGUGAAGGACUGCCCCAUCCCAGACAGCAUCAAGACUCUCACGUACAUAGACGCUUCAUCUGGUAACGAGUGGUGGCAGCGCUUCAUAGAUGCCAUAUUGUCAAGAGAGGAGGUGGUCAGUUUCUCUGGGACCAGGGAGGUAGCUAUCCAGCCUCGCUACAGAAACAUGGAUGUCCUGGCAACACUUUCCUCCGGCUGGCGGUGUCCGAUGGGAGAGGAGUUGAGAGUAUCAUAUAUCCCUGAAGCUCUUCUUGGACCCGGUGUUCAGAUGACUGCUCAAGACUUCGACCAGGUCACUGCCAAGAUGAAGACUGCAGCCAAGCUGAGUCUGUAUUGCUGCAACACAACACCAUGCUGUGCCUUCACCUUUGUUAUGCUCCUCCAAAUGCUGAUUGCAGCUGUUAUUUUGAUGUUCUUCCAACCUGAUGAUAACGUUACAAUGCUUGCUAGUUCCAUUGCUUGCUAGUUCCAUUAUACUACCUCUGGUCACGGUCACGAUUUUCUUUGGGCAAAGAAUUUGGAGGACUCAUCGCCUAAAACAAGCCGUGGUCGCUGUCAACAAUGGCCUUAUUGAGAACAACGUCCUUGUUGGAUUCAAGGCAGCGUGGAGCACCGGUGCAACCUUCAGACUACGGCUAACCUUCUGGUUCUUCGAUAUGUUGGAAUGUAGGAAACAUCUGGAAGGAAUAUUGGCCAUGAUAUCCAACCCAGGAACUUCACUUCAGCCGGAUUCAUCAUCAGUGUCUGAUCAGGCGAUGGAUCUUUUGUGCCGCUCCAGCGAAGCCUACACCACUGCCUAUCAACGUGGUCAUUUGAAGGUCAAAGAUGAUGUCAGACACGUCCGCCAUGCUCUGUGUCUGUGUCAGUUUGUAGAGAAAGAACAUGUCGGGAAACUUACGGCCAUCCCACCGGAAGUCGUGUGAGUUGAGGCUCAGCGUAAACAGACGUACUGACAAUGGCCUAUGGGUUGACGGUGAGCAGGUAGAAGGUGUUGUGACAUUCAGGAUGCCGGCGUGAACCGGGGCAUCUGGACAUGACAAGGUCGCCAUGUGUGUUAUUCACUUCUACAAUAUGUAUGUCAUCGUUAGUUGCUGUUGGAUGUCACAGAACAUUUGUUUGGUUCCUGAGUCACGGGCGGACCUAUUGUUGACCGAGAAAGGAAAUGUGUAUGAAGGCAUUUGGGUGGAGGAUGCCAGCUCAAAGCAACAGACCAGAUUAUCAAGAUGACAGAGACAUGUACCUCACUCACACUGAUUGGUGUUUGUCCUCUUUCCUCAAACAGGCCACUGACAAGACCGUCAACAGUGUUAAUUAUAAUUACAACUAUGACGUCACUCUGUUGCAGUGGCAGUGUUUUAUAUAUAUGUUUAUUUUCUGUAUUUUAUAUAUCUGUAUACAUAUAAUGUUUUGAAAAGAAAUGAUGUUUUUACUUUUUACUGCAUUAAAUUGAAUAAACCUGUACAGCUGCUGUACUCUACAGCACUGCUUUCAGCAGAAUAAUGACUUA
This is a messenger RNA of Haliotis rufescens (red abalone), 2489 nucleotides long. RefSeq lists its product as uncharacterized. Gene Ontology annotation, biological process: signal transduction. The transcript is spliced from 9 exons. NCBI's taxonomy places the organism in Eukaryota, Metazoa, Mollusca, Gastropoda, Lepetellida, Haliotidae. Bases 747 to 1448 code for a protein of 233 amino acids. The record is from RefSeq and is a predicted model, not a curated record.